AGUGGACAUCGGCGAGGCAGGCUACCCGGGCGUGGGGCUCUCAGUCCCUGCUCAUCAGCUGUGCCCUUUUGAUUUUUCCACCCGGAGAAGCCCAUGAGUUUCCAGGGGACUUUAAUGAAAGCCUAAUAUUUCUGGGCCAGCUGUCUCGGUGACAGCCUCCCAUCUCGGUCCCCUGCUCUGAGGAGAGUGAGCUUCGCCCCUUCCAUUUUGUUCUCCUCCUCGUCAGGAGCUGCGGGCUCGCCCUCCUUCCCACCUGAAGAGUGAAUGAAGACUUUCAGGUAAAUACCACACAGGAAUAGUGAGAGGGACAUUGAUUAUCGACGUGGCCUGGUCAACAUCAAGUUAAGGUCCCCUCGUUGUUUUCCAGUGAUGCUGCAGAAGUAGUCUUUGCCAGUACUUCUUUCCUUCAUUCAGCCAGAGCUCUUCACACCACCAUGGGUUGCAUGAAAUCAAAGCAAACCUUCCCAUUUCCUACCACACUGGAGAAUGAGAAGCGACAUGAGAGUGAAGAAAACUUUAUACCAGAAGAGAGACUUCUACCUAAGAUACCCUCUCCAGAUAUCACCCCAACAGCUGAGAAGGAAGUUCCACCACCGAAUACUACGAUCCUUGAAUAUGCAGAGUCCCUAGCUCAGGAGAUCAUGGAGGACGCUGUGAAUCAAUGGGCAAGCAAUAACACCAAGUACUGUGACAUCCCAUACAUUGAGAAUGACAGCUCUGACACUGCAGGAUGACAGAACUUUCCUGAACUUUGCAUAUAGCUGGUGCUAGUUUAAAUACAUGAGGCAAAAGCAAAUGUUGGUGUGAAUAAGUACAAAUAAGUCUAUCUAGAUGUAAAAACAGGUGAAGAAUGCCACAAGUGUAGGAAUAACUAAGAAGAAAUGUGUUUUAAGCAGUUCUCUAUUAAUGGCAAUACAGAUUGCACCUGGUGUCACAGGCUGGACAGAGGCCCUGUGUCUCAGUAAUUAGCUGUAAUGCCAUAGCACAUCUUCCCCAUGCACUAAUGUGAUCACCAAAGAGAAAUAAGUGCCCAAGUUCCAAAUGGCUGUUUUAAUAGAUUUUGUUGUGGUGGUGGUUGUUGUUGAUUGUGGGGCCUGA
Molecule: messenger RNA, 1098 nt
Organism: Dipodomys spectabilis (banner-tailed kangaroo rat)
Lineage: Eukaryota; Metazoa; Chordata; Mammalia; Rodentia; Heteromyidae
Gene: Akap19
Product: chromosome unknown C2orf88 homolog
Exons: 2
Coding region: 435-734 (99 amino acids)
Molecular function (GO): protein kinase A regulatory subunit binding
Source: RefSeq, a predicted model, not a curated record